Molecule: messenger RNA, 5361 nt
Organism: Durotheca rogersii
Lineage: Eukaryota; Fungi; Ascomycota; Sordariomycetes; Xylariales; Xylariaceae
Product: glycosyltransferase family 41 protein
Exons: 5
Coding region: 1-4734 (1577 amino acids)
Biological process (GO): protein O-linked glycosylation
Molecular function (GO): protein binding; glycosyltransferase activity
Source: RefSeq, a predicted model, not a curated record
AUGUUACCGUCCGUCCAUGCGCACCAGAUGGUGCAGUCCCCAAACAAUCUUUACCCCUUAUCUUCUCUCCAGCCAGACCGCAGGCAGGGUCACUUUUCCUUUCCCCGAUAUGCCCCCACUGCUGCGAGAGCACCCGAGUCCACCCCAAGCUCCGACUUUGGAUCACUACAUCGGGUCUUUCCUAUUCGUUCCACCCAGCCAUCGCGGGCGUUGCCGGUCCGUCCGAGAUCAAACCCUUUCAUACUACCGCCUCGUCUCUCCGACGAACAUCAACUUAGACGCAAAACUCCUAGUGGAACAAUCGAUGCUGGGUACGACGGCAACCCAGCCCAACUGGCGUCUACACCUCCACCUCUAAAGCAUAUGAUCCUGUCUACAUCAUCUAAUCUCAUUCCUUCCGGCUACUCGCAGCACGAUUUUCAACCGAGGAAGCGCCUCGUUACAUCUUCGGUUGAAGACUGGGCAAAUCAAUCUUGGCCGCUCUUUUCCAUCUCUGAUUACAAUGACCCACUAGCUUUAGACUUGGUCCCGCCGCUAGGGGUGAACUGGAGGCAAGGGCCGGGUAACGGUUCACGCACGAUCACGACCCUCGACUGUGUGCCCAACGGGUCGCUCACGGCUUAUUACCCCCAUAACAACGGGACCGAGGUGCCGACGGUUCUGCAGCCUAUGUACCAGCACCAUCCCGGCCCUGCCAUAUUCGACAAUGGGGGGUUACUUCCGCUUCCAAUCUGGCCUAAUGCCAACUUAAGUCGUCAUCCCACGGUACAUCCAGAGCUGCUGAAUCAUCGUGAAUCGAACCGCCAACCAGUCCUCCGCCCACAGCAUAUGUCGAUGCCAUUCAGAGCAUCUUCGAAUAGCCGGCCUCGGUUUGAGGAUCCCCCGACUGGCUUGCGGACGCCCUCUCAGGGGUUGGAAUCACUCACUCUCGAACCUGUCCAGCACAUCCGGCCCGUACUAGAAUUUCACGAAAGCUCUACACCUAUAAGAUUUAGGGAAAGGGCGCUUGCAAAUGCUCAUAGAUCAUAUAUCGAACUUUUAGCAUACUUACACCAAUGCAAGAAAGCGCAAGGCCGUUCUUCUCAUGAAUUCCGACCUACCAAAAUGGUUAUAUUCCCAAAGCUUCCCAAAUCACCAAACUCCCUUGCCUACGUAUCCACACCCCGACGACCCCAGGGUGUGCAUGCGGCCAGAGAUCCGAACGGCGGCCAUGGACAUUCAGCGGUCGACUCUCUAGUUAAUUCGACCUUAGACUCGCGCAAGCAAUACGUUGUAAGAAGACAAGCUCGAGGUAAUGAACUGUCGAAUUCGGCCUUCUAUCAUCUCGCCCACCUGACGAGAACAAGAGCACCAAUCACACCUUUGGCGGGCGCUAAGGCCGCUGUCGAGAUGCUGACGCAUCUUUGUGAGCAGAGCGGCUGGAAAUGGAUAGACGGGAUGCUAUUGGGAGGUUGCUUGUACUACGGCCUCGAGCGUUAUGAGGAGUCCCUGGAAUGGUUCCAGAGAAUAAUCUCCCUAGAUGCGACUCAUGUUGAAGCAAUUUCGAAUGUGGCAGCUACUCUUUACUGCCUUGAUCGACACGAUGAGGCCGAGACUCAUUGGCUCCAAGCUGUGCGCCUGAGACCCAGCUACUUAGAAGCCGUAGAGCAUCUCGUGGGGCUGCUGUGUUCUAGUCACCGGAGCAAAGAGGCUGUUGAUAUAGUCAACUUCGUUCAGCAAUCCAUUCGUCUUUCGGACGGGCAGGCUAACCGUGACGUCCACCUCGAUCUAGACAAGAGAUCCGGUGACCGGAGAUACAACGCCGCUAGGCCACACAUCAACCCUACCUGUGUAUCCGCAAGCAGAAACGAUGGUGUGAAGGAUCCAAAACAGCCAGGGUUCGGCUCAAGUGGCUACUCCGUACCCGGGAAUGAGAAUGGCCGGAUUAUCGCACUGAUUCAUGCGAAGGGAAAUAUGCUGUAUGCCUUAAAAGAGAUCGACGAGGCCUCGGAAGCAUUCGAGGAAGCCGUGCUUAUCAGUGCCGGCAAGAAACUUAAAUGCAUCCAAUCCCUCAUUCGCAGAAUCCACUCCGUCCUAUCCCCAAUAGAUGCUCACGGGCAUCCGAAACUGGGUGAUUGUCACGGGUCAUCUACCGGGCCAUUGUUGCUACCGCCUGAAAAGGCAAGGCAUACCGCGCAAUUGGUAUUCGCUAAUCAAGGCGAGCUUCCCGGGCUGCGUUUCGUCCCAGACGGAACACCAAAGAAAUCAGCCAUCUCGACCACCAGCAACUCAUUAUUAUCACUCGCCAAGAUUUUUCAGGAUGCCAUGUCCAGUGGAGGCUCUCUUCCUAGGCUCCUACGCCAACCCUCCAGCAUCGGCGACAUUCUAGCGCUCUACUAUUUGUCCCUCUCGCUUUCCGAAAGCCCGUCAACGGCCAACAAUGUAGGGAUACUCUUAGCGAGUGUCCAACACACAAACUCUUUACCACAGCCUCAGGGUUUUGCGAGCCUGAACACGCCGCAGAUACCGGGGAUUGCUCCCGGCAGUGGUCUUUCUCUAGCUCUCGCCUAUUACAAUUACGGCCUAAGUUUAGACUCGAAACACGUUCACCUCCAUACGAACCUCGGAAGUCUCCUCAAGGAUGUUGGUCAGCUUGAUAUGGCUAUACAGAUGUACGAACAGGCCGUUGCCUGCGACGGGAGCUUUGACAUUGCCCUCACAAACCUAGCUAAUGCCGUCAAGGACCGGGGACGUAUCAGUGACGCUAUCAUGUACUACAGGCGGGCCGUCCACUCCAAUCCAGAAUUUUCCGAGGCGGUAUGUGGCCUCUCAACAGCUCUCAACUCCGUUUGCGAUUGGAAUGGCCGAGGCGGCGUGCUAUUACAAGAUGGAGCGUAUGACCGCUGGCAUGUUGAUGAAAAGGGGAUGCUUCAAGAUGCCAAAAGUGUAGGGGUCAGCAAUGGCUUAAUGAAGAGGGUCGUUGACAUAGUCUCGAAACAACUCGGCGAGUCUAGUCACUGGGGAUCUGGCGUUUUACAAAACGGAGGCCUUGAAACUCUUACCACACAGCUCAAUCAUCUUGCACCGAGCAGGGCGCGGGGGGCAUUGGAUUUCAAGCUUGAGAUUCACAGGUGGGCUUCCUCCCCGUGGGAGGGCUCCAAAAUCCUACGACUGGUCGAACGUUCAAUAAAGGUGGCGAUGCGGCGUUGGUACCAGGAUAAGUACGUCUACCAUAGGCCAUCGCAGCCAGGAUACUCCAGGCUUGUGCUGCCGUCAUCUUUGGCGAUUCCAGCAGCACCAACUGUCCUUCCCUUCCACACAUUCACCUGCCCCCUAACAGCCAAAGAUAUCCGGAUGAUCUCCCAGCGGAAUGCAGCCAGGAUAUCAUGCUCUACGCUCAAAUCUCCGUGGCUCCCCAGUUCUAUAUAUCCGCCCCCGCCGCCUCCCAGCCCACAGCUAAAUAUAGGGUAUGUGUCUUCGGACUUCAAUAAUCACCCUUUAGCUCACCUGAUGCAAUCCGUAUUUGGAUUUCACGACCCUUCGCGCACAAAAGCUGUCUGCUAUGCUACGACGGCCAGCGACAAGUCAGUUCAUCGGCUACAGAUUGAGCGUGAAGCCCCUAUAUUCCGAGAUGUCAGCAACUGGCCCCCAGAGAAGCUCACAGAACAGAUAGUGAAGGAUGAGAUACAUAUCCUUGUCAACCUAAAUGGGUACACCAGGGGCGCCAGGAAUGAGAUCUUUGCAGCGCGACCUGCACCAAUCCAGAUGUCUUUUAUGGGAUUUGCGGGCACCCUUGGCGCCGAAUGGUGCGAUUAUAUCUUGGCUGAUAAAAUCGCCAUCCCGCCGUCAACGUUGCGACCAACAAGAAGCAACAUGAAUCUCGAGGACGUCUUCCGGGACGACGAAUUUAGCGGCACCGGCGAUUGGGUAUACUCGGAAAACAUCGUCUUCUGCCGGGACACUUUCUUCUGCUGUGACCAUGCCCAAUCGUGCGAUCCCGAGGAGAGGAGCGUAACGUGGGAGGACGAGCAACGGCGCAGAUGGAAGAUGCGAAAGGAGCUUUUCCCAAGUCUUCCGGACGAUGCAAUCAUAUUAGGCAAUUUCAAUCAGCUCUACAAGAUCGACCCUUCGACUUUUCGCGUGUGGUUGCGCAUUCUCUCCAACGUUCCCAAGGCCAUUCUGUGGCUACUUCGAUUUCCCGAACUCGGAGAGAACAAUUUGAGGAGAACGGCAAAGGCCUGGGCGGGCGAGGAGGUCGCCAGCAGGAUCAUCUUCACAGACGUGGCACCGAAGCAGCAUCACAUAUCACGCGCACGCGUCUGUGAUCUCUUUUUGGACACGCCAGAAUGCAAUGCGCACACAACCGCAGCAGACGUCCUGUGGUCCAGCACGCCACUGUUGACAUUACCAAGAUAUCCGUACAAGAUGUGCUCCCGUAUGGCAGCCUCGAUCCUGUCAGGCGCAUUACCAAAGACGCCUCGCGGGUACGAAGUAGCUAGGGAGCUCACCGCUCGCGACGACGCUGACUAUGAGAAAAUGGCAACUAAACUCGCUGGUGACCUCAGGUAUCGAUGUGUCGAUGGGUCUUAUUGCGAAGGACACGGAGAGUUAGCUGAUAUGCGGAGGACACUUUUCGAAGCGAAAUGGACAUGCGCACUCUUCGACACGCGGAGGUGGGUGGCCGAUCUAGAGAGGGCAUACGAAGAAGCAUGGCGGCGUUGGGUAGCCGGCGAAAGUGGCGACAUCUACCUAUAGCGGGUAUACAUGUCUAGAAUGAGACAGGGAAUUGGCGUCUUCCAAUUCCAGGCUCUGUAUCAACUGACGAGGAACGGGAGUUGCGGGUGCAUACGUGAGGGCACCACGUUGGUGGAAGAGACCCCUCCUGACCCGGUAUUAGAACACCGAGGGGUUCUAGUAGUGGACCGAGGGAUUGACCCUCUACCAACUGGGCAUUCACCGGGUCCCUAGGUUGCAUUUUGAACUUCGCUGGGUUGGCAUGGAGAAUUUGAAGUUUCAGUCAUAGAUAGGGAGGCAGACUCAUACCAAGUGCUGGUGGGGUUUACCUUUCCCGGGGACAGACAUGCGGAGUUGUUUCAGUAGCGACGGAACAGGGCGUUCGGCGAUCUGACGCUGCAGAACCUGUAUUAUUUACAAUGUGUUAUGGGCGGGUUUCUUAUAAAUAUACCCAGAGCCGUCGAGACGAGUAAGUUGGGUUAUCCUCUUAUUACGUCAUUAAGGUUCUUUUCUCUCUUUUAUUAAGGCUCUUUAACUACCACUCAUAGCGUUGGUACCUUAGUACCCGGAGCCUUAAGUAGUGCCUUUUAGUAUAUUAGCCUGUGUAUAAAAGAGACCUUAGUAUGGCCAUCUAAGGAAAGGGUGAAC